This is a messenger RNA of Fragaria vesca subsp. vesca, 803 nucleotides long. RefSeq names its product thylakoid lumenal protein At1g03610, chloroplastic-like. The record is from RefSeq and is a predicted model, not a curated record. The coding region runs from base 41 to 559 and encodes 172 amino acids. Gene Ontology annotation, biological process: photosystem II repair; photosystem II assembly. Gene Ontology annotation, cellular component: chloroplast thylakoid lumen; photosystem II. The transcript has a single exon. NCBI's taxonomy places the organism in Eukaryota, Viridiplantae, Streptophyta, Magnoliopsida, Rosales, Rosaceae.
CACACUCUCUCUCCUCUUCAAUCCUCUCCCAACCAAAGCCAUGGCCUCACCAACACUCCUAACUCCCACCUCUAAACUCAAAUCACUCGUUCCCAUCAAGGCCACCAAAACCACCACCUCCACCGCAGCCUCCACUACCUCAGUCUCACAAGCUCGGCGCCGCGAGUUCUUAUCAAUCGCCGCAGCAACUCUCUCGUCGCCUGCAUGGCUCUUCCCAUCAACACCAGCAGCCCUUGCUGCUUCGGAUGAAGAGUACGUUAAAGAGACCGAGGAGGUGAUCCAGAAGGUUAAGAGCACCAUCAACAUGGACAAGAACGACCCCAAUGUGGCCAACGCAGUUGCGGAGCUCAGAGAAACGUCGAACACGUGGGUUGCUAAGUACAGGAGGGAGAAGAGUCUGCUGGCAAGGGUUUCUUUCAGAGACAUGUACUCGGCGAUCAAUGCCGUUUCGGGACACUAUGUUAGUUUCGGGCCAACGGCUCCGAUUCCGGCGAAGAGAAAGGCGAGGAUCUUGGAAGAGGUCGAAACUGCAGAGAAAAACCUAUUAAGGGGUAGAUAGAUACUUGAGAGAAAAUAAUCUCUGUAAAUUUAAGUACUCGUGGAGAGCGCCAGAGGAAUUUUUCUUUUCUUCUAUUAUUUACUACGAUGUUUUUUAUUUGAAUUUUGUUUGUGAAGUUUGAGGUUACAUAGUGAGAUUAAUGGUUUAGGGUUUUUACUGUCAUGAAAACCCUGUUUCAGAACAUCCGCUACGUACAUGCAACUGAUAUCCUGAUUAAUAGUCAUACAAGUGAUUACUAUUGCGU